Molecule: messenger RNA, 3838 nt
Organism: Microplitis mediator
Lineage: Eukaryota; Metazoa; Arthropoda; Insecta; Hymenoptera; Braconidae
Gene: Ptr
Product: patched domain-containing protein 3
Exons: 9
Coding region: 212-3280 (1022 amino acids)
Cellular component (GO): cytoplasmic vesicle membrane; plasma membrane
Source: RefSeq, a predicted model, not a curated record
GGUUCUUGUAUUCAUUAAUUUACCGGUAGUUUUAAUUAUCAAAUAAUUAAAAAGAAAAGUAUUAAUUGUAUUUUUUAAUUAACAAUUUUUUAUCACUAAUAAAUAAAUGAUUUUAUUUAUUUAUUGAAAAAUGUGUAAAUUUUUGUGAAAAGUGAAAUUUUUUGAAUUCAAUUUAUUGUGAAUUUUAAUUAUUUUUAUAGACAAUUUAAAGAUGCGUUGUAGUCUAACGUUCGUUGAUGAUUUUCUCAACCGCGCAUUUUACAAAAUAGGUCUGUGGGUUGGCCAAAGACCUGGAUACUUUGUAAUAAUACCGAUAUUACUAGGUUGCAUAUGUAUAACUGGUUAUCAGCGUAUUAAUUAUGAAAUCGAUCCGGAAUAUCUGUUUUCACCAGUUAACGGGCCUGGUAAACACGAAAGAAGUAUCGCCGAAGAACAUUUUAAAGUUAAUUACAGCCAUCGGUUUAGCGUCGGCAGAAUUACAAGACCAGGCAGGUUCGGCCACGUGAUAGUAAUUCCUAAGGACGGUAGCAAAAAUAUGCUGAGAAAAGAAGUAUGGGAUGAUUUGGUUUUACUUGAUAGUAUUAUUAAAAAUGUAACUGCGCAUUAUGAAGGCGAGAGCUAUACGUACGAACGAGUGUGUGCUCGGUGGCUUGACAAAUGUUUCAAUAAUGAUAUUCUCAAUUUGGUUCACAUUAUUGAAAAAGUUGAGUCACAUGAAUUAAAUUUAACAUUUCCAGUAAUGUUUAAUCCAGUAACAUGGGACACACAUAUAUUUCCAGUAUAUUUUGGCGGAAGUAUUGUAAGCGAUGAUCUAGUGAUCGAAAGUGUACCAGCACUACAAUUAGGAUAUUUUCUUGCUGUCGAUAAUAAAAAACUAGAUGCCAUUGGCGCAGCAUGGGAAGAAGAAUUUCUAAACAAAGUCGGCGAAGCCGAAGACACCGGAGUAUUCCAGAGCAUAAGUGUCGCGCGUUUCGCCUCGCGAACCCUCGAAUUGGAACUCGAAGCGAACACUAAAACCGUGGUUCCAUAUUUCGCGAGUACAUUUGCAAUAAUGGGAGCAUUUUCUAUUGUGACCUGCAUGAUGACCGACUGGGUGAGAAGCAAACCCUGGCUCGGUCUUCUGGGGAACAUUUCCGCCGGGAUGGCGACCGUGUCUGCAUUCGGGCUCUGCAUGUACCUGGGGAUCGACUUCAUCGGCAUAAAUCUCGCUGCGCCCUUUCUCAUGAUCGGUAUAGGAAUAGAUGAUACUUUUGUGAUGCUGGCAGCCUGGAGAAGAACAAAUAUUCUAGAUCCAGUGCCGCAGAGAAUGGCGACGACCUUAAGCGAGGCCGCGGUAUCAAUAACGAUAACGUCAGUUACGGAUAUGAUAUCAUUUUUUAUUGGUAUUUUUUCACCGUUUCCUUCUGUUCAAAUAUUUUGCACUUACUCAGGAUUCGCAGUAGUUUUUACAUUUCUCUUUCACUUAACUUUCUUCAGUGGAUGUGUCGCCAUAAGUGGGUACUGCGAGCAAAAAAAUCGACACAGUGUAAUUUGUUGUAAAGUCAUGCCUCUUUCCAAGUCAACACAUCGAUCAUGGUUCUAUCGAGUCUUCUGCACAGGAGGCGUAGAUCCAACAGAUCCAGAUAAUCCAAUAGAUAAUCCCGAACACGGAUGCAUGACAUGGUUCCGUGAUUAUUUAGCAGUCGCUUUGAAUUGCCGGGCCAUUAAGGCCCUAGUUAUACUAUUAUUUGGUCUUUAUCUAGCCGGUGCUCUAUAUGGACUGACUAAUCUCAAAGAAGGCUUAGAACGGCGUAAACUUUCCAAAGAAGACUCUUAUUCAAUUGUAUUUUACGACCGCGAGGAUUUUUACUUCCGUGAAUUUCCUUAUCGAAUUCAAGUGAUAGUAUCCGGCAAUUACAACUACAGCGACCCAGAAAUCCAGUCCCAGAUGGAAAACUUGACCAGCACCUUGGAGGCGAAUCCCUACAUCAGCAGCCCUCUGUACUCCGAAAACUGGCUCCGAGACUACCUAUCCUACCUCGAAGAAAACAAAGACUUCCUAAACUUCACCGUAGACACCGAGGAAGGUUUCAUAAAAGCCCUGAAAGAAAACUGGCUCUACCCCACCAGCAGUUUCGCGCUGGACAUAAAAUUCGACGACGCCGGCGAGCGUAUUCUCGCAAGUCGUUUCCUCAUCCAGGCGGUCAACGUCAGCGGGACGAACCAAGAGAAAGAUAUGGUCAAAGCACUGCGUAAAAUAUGCGAGGAUUCUCCACUCAACGCCAGUGUCUUCCACCCGUACUUUGUAUUUUUCGACCAGUUUGAAUUAGUGAAGCCAACGAGUAUCCAGUGCAUGGUCUACGGCGCCCUGACGAUGAUGCUGAUAUCCUUCGUCUUCAUUCCCAACGUUCUCUGUUCCCUGUGGGUCGCCUUCUGCAUCGUCUCCAUAGAACUGGGGGUCGCCGGUUACAUGGCGCUCUGGGAUGUCAAUCUUGACAGCAUUUCGAUGAUCAACUUGAUAAUGUGCAUCGGAUUCAGCGUCGACUUCACCGCUCACAUCUGCUACGCCUACAUGAGCUCCAAGAAGACUCGUUCCGAAGACCGGGUCAAAGACUGUCUUUACAGUCUGGGUCUGCCCAUUGUCCAGGGCGCGGCCUCAACUAUUCUGGGCCUCGUGGCUCUGCUUCUCGCCGGCACUUACAUCUUCCUGGUCUUCUUCAAAAUGGUUUUCCUGGUGAUUUUCAUCGGAGCGAUGCACGGUUUGUUUUUGCUGCCAGUACUUCUGUCCAUUUUCGGGCCUGGUUCUUGCACCGACCACGACAAAGCCGAAGAUGACAAGAAAAAGAAAGAAAGCAAUGAAGGAAAACUUCCUCUGCCGUUCGUGAUUCCACACCCCAGUCUUCUGUACCAUCAGACCAAGAACUCGGAGCUCAAGCUCCCGGAAGAUCGGGACCCGGGUCUAGGGACCAGCGAGGACAGCAACUCGACGGAAAGCGACUCGUCCCAAAGGGCGAAGCAGGAAAAAAUAGAAGCGAAUGAAAAAAGAUGGAAGAGGUCCCUGGGGAUGCUCUACAGUCCGUCGCAGUUCCAAGUCAACGCUCCGAGACCCGACUACCCGGGAUGCGACGUGAGACUUUCUCUCGACAACCGGAAGGACAUCAGGACGGUGCCGUACCUGUAUUACAUCCCCCAGAGGUCAAGUGCCAGUUUGCACAUCAGCAGCGACCCGGAGAGACGCAGCCAGUCUUAUCACAACAUUAAUUACAGCUCGAGGCACGCGAAAGAGCCGAAAUAUUUUUAGGAAAUAAAAGACUGCUCUACUUUUUAAGCGCGUGUGAGUAGUUUUUUUUAAAUGUGUAAAUUAUUAUUGUUUUUUAUUUUAAUAAAUAUAUAAUAAGUUUUUGAAGUAUCGAUGGACUGGACUGGAGUUAGUAGAAUUUUUAUAUGAUUGACAUACGUAAGUGCAGAUUUAAGAGAAUAAAUAAUUACAUAUCUUUUGUUAUGCAUAACGUGAAGUAAUUUUUUUUAUAAAAAAAAUUUAUAUAUAUAUGUAUGUAUAAACAAUAUAUUUUUUAAGUGUUUAGAUAAAUGACAAUAUUAAAUAAUGUAUUUAUAUUUUGUGAGUGUAUUUUAUUGUCUAUUGCCAUUUUUAAAAAAAAAAUUUACGGAUGUGUGACAAAUAUGGGCCUAGCCGCUAUAAGCCUGGUCUAGGGGACAGGGUAAACCCGAUGGAAAAAACAAUAUAUGGUUAAAAUAUGUAAAAUCAUAUAUGUUUGCAAGAAAAAAAUAUAUGAUAUGUUAUAUUGUAUAUUAAAAAAAAUCAUAUAGAGAUUUUCGCCGAUUUAAUAUAAAAUUAUAU